UUACGAUAUUACCCUAUUUCAUUUUAUAUAAAAAGGGAAAACUCUAAUCCCCGCCUGUAGGGUUUUGGAGGUCCAUAUCUGUUGAAGAAGCCGCCGCCGCCGCAGAGAGGAAGAUUCAGAAGAAGCUAGCAAUGUCGCUUGUUGCGAAUGAAGAGUUUCAGCACAUUCUUCGUGUGCAAAACACAAACGUCGAUGGAAAGCAGAAGAUCAUGUUCGCAUUGACCUCCAUCAAAGGUAUUGGCCGUCGUUUCGCCAACAUUGCCUGCAAGAAAGCUGAUAUCGACAUGAACAAGAGGGCUGGUGAACUCACUGCUGCAGAGCUUGACAGUGUCAUGGUGGUUGUUGCCAAUCCUCGUCAAUUCAAAAUCCCUGAUUGGUUUUUGAACAGGCAGAAGGAUUACAAGGAUGGAAAGUUUUCACAAGUCACCUCUAAUGCUCUUGACAUGAAGCUUAGGGAUGAUCUGGAGCGCCUGAAAAAGAUCAGGAAUCAUCGUGGUUUACGUCACUACUGGGGCCUCCGAGUUCGUGGUCAGCACACAAAGACCACUGGCCGCAGAGGAAAAACUGUUGGUGUGUCGAAAAAGCGAUAAUCUACUCGUCAGUUUCAGUUAUGUUACAUGCUUUCUUUUAUGCGCUGCUGGCGAUAUAUGUCUUAAGAUGUUUGUUAGGGAUUGUCUACUGGUUAUGUUUAAAAUUUCCCGUUGGUGGGUUAUAGUUUAAUUUCUUGUUUAGUGGCAAAAGGAUUAGUUUGCUAUAUGAUCAAGUUUUGCAGAUUGUUCUUUAAUUUUAAAUUGAAUGAGUAGUUUUUUGAAUGCAA
This is a messenger RNA of Solanum pennellii, 817 nucleotides long. Its product is annotated as 40S ribosomal protein S18. Gene Ontology annotation, molecular function: structural constituent of ribosome; RNA binding. The transcript is spliced from 4 exons. The coding region runs from base 132 to 590 and encodes 152 amino acids. The record is from RefSeq and is a predicted model, not a curated record. Gene Ontology annotation, biological process: translation. Gene Ontology annotation, cellular component: ribosome; cytosol; small ribosomal subunit. Lineage: Eukaryota; Viridiplantae; Streptophyta; Magnoliopsida; Solanales; Solanaceae.